Messenger RNA from Fusarium odoratissimum NRRL 54006, 1692 nucleotides. RefSeq lists its product as uncharacterized. Bases 1 to 1692 code for a protein of 563 amino acids. The transcript is spliced from 2 exons. The record is from RefSeq and is a predicted model, not a curated record. Gene Ontology annotation, molecular function: ATP binding; protein kinase activity. Gene Ontology annotation, biological process: protein phosphorylation. Lineage: Eukaryota; Fungi; Ascomycota; Sordariomycetes; Hypocreales; Nectriaceae.
AUGUCUGGACUCGAGUGGCUUGCUGUCCCCCCUAUCUUGGAGUCUGGUGUCAAAGCCAUUUUCAAGGCCUACAUGCUCAACAGGCUGCUCUUGAAACUUUCGAUGACGCCGUCAAGGCAGCCUCCAGAACUGAUGCAACAGCUCUAUCCGGUGAUACUCUCUCAGUUCCAGGAUGAUUUCGCCGAGCUUCAGACGAUUUUCGCUAGGUAUAAGUUUCCAGUGACUUUCGCCGAAUGCUCGCUCGUUGGCGAGGAGGCCGCUCGCCCAUCAGUCCCAUGGACAGUUGAUUCAAUCCGGGCGGUGCAGGGACAGAUCAUGGCCAAGCUCAAACAGGACAUGAGUUACCAUCGCAAGGUCAAGUUCCAGACGAUGGACAAGAAGAGGGUUGAAGACAUAUUAUCGCGUCUAUCAAAGCAUUUGGACUCCUUGUUCAGCUCGCUUUCGGCGGCUGGACGUCUCCAAUGGGAUGUGGAAGACCGUAUCUAUACUUUGAGUAAGGUUCCCAAUAAACCCAUCAACGAACUGCUGGUUCUUGCGCAAGAGGCGAGGUUCCAAGGUGAAGGUGCUCAUGCAGCGCGCUAUAUGACUGUUGCAACGUUUAAGCAGGCAAAAGAGGAAUAUUUACAUCAUAUGGAUGCGCAGCGUGGUCUCCGCCCAGUAACACGAUAUAGUACGUACCUCGGGAACGCUAUCCUGGAACUGGACGCCGCUUCUCAUCCAGCUGCCAGACAAUUGGGCAAGCUCAGGGUGCCUGGAGUGAAAGAGCAGUCAGUUAUGGUAGAAAUGUUUCGCAAAAAGGACCGGGGGGGUCUUGUUCUCAUCCAGCAGGCAGAAGUUAACCUUCUCUGCUCUCUCCUCUCGGGGAGCAGCCCUGAUAUUCACCCCGAUCUACAAGUGCUGCAAUGUCUAGGCCAUCUCACCCACCCGACAGACAUGAAUCUAUAUGCUCUUGUUUUUGCCCUUCCUCAGACCUCAGCGAUCUCCAUGCCCGUUACUUUGCAGUCGCUCCUCUUGAUUGAGAGAAAGACGCCCGAGCGGCUUCCGACACUCGAGAGCAGGUUGAGCUUAGCGAUCCGACUCACCAAGGCGGUGUGGCGCAUCCAUCACUAUGGUUGGUUUCACAAAUGCCUUUCCAGUUCGAAUAUUCUCUAUUUUCCUUCUUCGCCUGGCGAGGAGCCGGAAAUAGCCCGCGGCUUCUUUCUGGCGGGUUUCGACAAUAUGCGGCUCCAGACUUCCCUUGGAUUGACCAACACAGCCUCAGCGGCCGAUAUGACUAGCCGAGCCAAUUUCUAUCGUCACCCAGCCUUUCUGGGGGGUGUUACGGACUUUGAUGUUGUGGAUGGAUACGCGCCAGCUUUCGAUCUUUGGUCGUUGGGCGUCAUCCUCUGUGAGAUCGCGAUGUGGGCUCCCGUGGACAGCGGCAAGUUUGUACGCAGUCGCAGUAAUACGAACAAGCCGGAGCAAAUGGCGCAGAUCUUCAAAGCGAGAAAGGGUGAGGAACUCUACCCUCUGUCGCCUAUAUCAGAACUGGCGCAUCGCAUGGGAACUGGAUAUGAAAGAGCAGUGGUAAACUGCUUUGCUGCAGGGGAUAACGCUAAAGAACCGCGCUGGGUUGCAGAAAAUAUCAUACGGUCCCUUAUCCAGUCAACUGAUGAGCAAGCAGUUCUUCGUAGCAUAGAUACAUCAGGAUGA